Messenger RNA from Aaosphaeria arxii CBS 175.79, 642 nucleotides. RefSeq lists its product as uncharacterized. The record is from RefSeq and is a predicted model, not a curated record. The transcript has a single exon. Lineage: Eukaryota; Fungi; Ascomycota; Dothideomycetes; Pleosporales. Bases 1 to 642 code for a protein of 213 amino acids.
AUGCCUCCGGUAGAGUCUGACUUGUCAGAGGCUGGCUGCCAGAAGGGACCAGGCAAUGCGGACCGCUGUGAUUCUGGACUUCGCCGUCUUUCCUAUUUGAAGGACAAAAGAGCACGUAGAAAACAGCAGGGCUUGUGCGUGGACUGUCGAAAUAGAGUUGAGGAACGCGACAGAACUCGGUGCGAGAAAUGCCGUGCUCGACGCUCGAAGUAUGAUCGCUUCAGCCGGUUAAAGAAGAUAGAUCAGAGGAAAAGAUUGGAAAAAGAGGACCAAUGCAUCGAGACAGGGUGCCAGAGCAUCGUACAGCAAGCAGAUAAGGGAGAGGUAAAUCGCUGUGAAGAAUGUCGGGUUGGACGCCAGAAUGCCAGUCACAAGCAUCGACGGCUGCAGCAAGGUGUUGAAGCACACAGCGAGCAAGAUACGCGUGUAUCACAUUCUCAAACAAACACAUCGCAAGACGAACCUGACUUCUUGUCCUUACUUUCGCCGCUUUACUCCGCGUCUUCGCCUUCUACUUCAGAAGCGCACAAGAGGUUCAGAGAAGCCACGGAUCGAGAAUAUCGAGCUCUCAUGAAUCGGUAUCGGGAGGACUGUCAGAGGAGAUGGGAUGCGGAGCAGGAGAAGAAAGCCUCGAGGCGCUAG